AUGAACCAAUAUUCAAUAUCAGAUUGCUCAAAGCAGUCUUUAAUAGAAUCACAAUCAACACCGCCCUCUGCUGCAUCAUCAUCAACAGAUUCUGACUCCAAUAGAUACUCCGACGACUAUCGGUUACAAAACGUUUUGACGCCAACUAAAUCUCUAAGACAUGUUAUAUCUGCUACUGAUAGUGCAAAAAAUACUGCUAACGGCAGUUACUGGAAAGAGAAAGCUCUAGGCCGGUGGAGGCGACCAUCUUUGUUGUCUCCUAAAAUAAAGAAGUUGAGACGAGUCAGGUCAUCAUCUGCUGCUUCAUCAAAGGAUUCUAAGAGGAGGGGAAAGGGUAGUCUUGAAAGUUGUUACUAUACUAGAAAAAACAAUUCUACAGGGACAUUGAAUGAUUUUGGACUGAGGAACAUACGUAGCGAGGAACAGAUGUUAUACUGUGGUGAGAAUGAAGAUGAUUACUCGCAGUAUGAGCCUGAUAUCAUUGAAAAAAUCAAGUUAAGAAAAAACAUGGCAUAUCAAAACAAAUUGAAAAAGCUUGCAUCUAACUCACCAGUUCACUUAUUGUAUCAAUCAUGGAAGGAAACUAGAGGUUAUUCUAACUCUGUUUCCGUUUUUUGGAAUCAUAUGAAGUUUUAUUUCAAAACACAAUUUGAGAAAGAUGAUUAUGUACCAUUUAAUCCUGAAACUUACUCGAUUUCUGAGGAAUAUGAAGAUAUAGCAAAAUUUGAAUGUGUUGGUAGAGCUAUGUCUUUAGAUAUGAAGGAAAUGACACCAGAUUGGAGGAAGUUUCUACCAUCACCUCCAUCCAGCUCUGGAAGCAAAGAAACAAGGCCUGAAGGAGCCGCUAAAGUCGCAUUUGGCCCGAGGCAACAAUUUGAAGUCCAAGAGUUCGAUGCAGAAGCUCCUCCCACAGCAUGUUCAAGAGUGGGUAACGAAAAGACAAACAGUUUAACCAAGGGUUCCCUUAAGCCAUCAUCUAGACAUACACUAGAAGAUGAAAAAUAUUGUUAUAGACAGACAACUGAAGCGGUAGCUUAUCCACAUGACUGUAUCCGAGGAUUAAUUUACAAACUCUACAAUAUUGUUGGUUAUGAUACAGAACUAGCAGAUGUAAACGAUCUUGCAUUUAACUUAGAGGUUCUAGCAGCAUGCAUUGCUAGCAAUAAUAAAAAAGUUAUGAAAAGAUUAAUGGAUAAAAAUAAAGAAUCGGCUUUCUUGAGGAACAGCAUCAGGGAUCUGUGUUACCAAAUAAAUGAGAUGCAAGUAACAAUCGAAGAGCUAGAUUAUAAAGUUUCUCAAUUAACUGAAAAACUAACGAAAGAGAGGGAAUCCCAUAAGAACAAGGUUGAAAGUCUACGUGAUGAAUUGGUAUAUUUCAAGAACUUUUCAAACAAAAGGUUUUCUGUCUUGAUUAAUGAACAAUCUACACUAAUCAGCAAUAUGAACAAAUUCUUCAAGGAAUCCAAUUAUUCCAUAUGGAACAGUGACACUCAAUCGGUUUUGAGAUCUUUUGCAACCACUAUAGAUUCCAGAGUAGGAGAAUUUGGUAUAUUUCAUGAAAUGAACAAAGAACUUCUAAACGAAAAUGAAAGACUAAGAAAGGAAUUAAACAUUUACAAGGAUUCUCCAUAUCUAGAAAAAGAAUGCCAAAGACUAGUAGCUGUCAUGGAAGAAAAGAAUGAAACAAUUUCCCAAUUGACGCAGCUUAAGGAAAAUUACAGGGAGCUGCUCGUCAAGAAAGCUGCAAUGCAAAAGGAGCUCGGAGUUUUAAGAAAACACACUGAAGAUUUAGAACGGCAAAUAAAUACUAUGGAGGAAAGUCAUAAGAAGCAAUUAAAAGAAUUAUCAAAGUUAUCGGUUAAACAGCGGCGUAAAAGUUUAGGCUUCUUCGAUGAAAAGUUAUACCAAGAAGAAAUUCAUAGCCUAGAAAUUCAGUUGGAAGAAGCUCGGGAUAAGUUGCUUCUAUCAGUCGAAGAAAUCACCGAAUUACAUGAUAAGAUUGCACUGGUUGAAAUGGAGAAAAACGAGAUCAAUAAUGAAAAAAAGGAUAUUGUAGAAAGUUUGAUGACUGCUAAAGCUGAAUUUCAACAAAGGGAAUUGGAACAUAUGUCUUUGGCGGAGCAAUUAGAAAAUGAAUCGGAAAUCAAGAAUCGUGUGUUAAACAAGUGUUUACACAUCAUAAAUAGGUACCAGUUCGAAUUGCAAUCAUCUAACUGUGGUAAGAAACGUGAUAGGUUCCGUACCGUAUUCCAUUAUUUAACUAGUCGUCAAAAAGAUUUAAAGGAAGUAUCCGAAUGGAUCGAAACAGAGGUAAUUAAACAAAUAAACUCUGCAAGCGCCAUUAAAAACGAUGAGUUGGGUUCUCAGCGAUCUGAAUCAACACAGGAAAAUUCAGCAUACAACACAGGAAGUUCUUCGAUAUAUUCCACAAUGCCAGAAAAUACUUCUGCCGUUUCUAUACAACCAUUUUCUCCAACUCCACUACUUCUAACUAAUUUCAAUAUUCAUAGGAAUAAUAAGGAAAAGGAACACACCCUCGACCCACCAUCUACUUCAAAUAGCAUCGCUGUAUCAUCAUCCGGCGACCGGAACGCGUUCGACCAGACUUCAAUUGUUACUCUCAAUGAAACCUUGAAUCUAGAAUCGGCAGAAAAUCAUGAGAUGGCAAAUGUAAACGAUGAUUCUUCCGACGGAACCAUGAGGACUCUUAUGGACUUCAGGUAUGGAAUUGAUGGCUUGGGAGCACAAAAAGUGAGUCAAUUAAUGAAAGGAAGACCCAAAACAGGUCCACCAGAUGAUAAUGAAUCAGCACAUUCCGCCUCAUUAAAGAUAUCGGAAAAUUCGGGAACUAUGUGGGCCAAUACAGAUAAAUCAUCUCAAGAAGAAAAGGCCUCACCAAUGCGUUUUAUUGAAUUAAUAUCUUCAGAUGACGAAUCGUUUUAA
Molecule: messenger RNA, 2943 nt
Organism: Eremothecium cymbalariae DBVPG#7215
Lineage: Eukaryota; Fungi; Ascomycota; Saccharomycetes; Saccharomycetales; Saccharomycetaceae
Exons: 1
Coding region: 1-2943 (980 amino acids)
Source: RefSeq, a predicted model, not a curated record